Molecule: messenger RNA, 1632 nt
Organism: Nerophis lumbriciformis (worm pipefish)
Lineage: Eukaryota; Metazoa; Chordata; Actinopteri; Syngnathiformes; Syngnathidae
Source: RefSeq, a predicted model, not a curated record
AUGAAGUUUGAUGAUUUGUUAUCAGAACUGAAAGGCUUUGGGCCUUUCCAAUUAAGGCUAGUGCUAAUGAUGGCGAUUCCUCGUCUGAUUUUGCCUUUUCAAUUUCUUCUGAACAAUUUCAUUGCAUUUAUUCCUUCUCACCACUGCAACAUCAGUGCUUUUGAUGACGAAGCUGCUUUUAGUCCUCUCUCUAGCAGGGAAAGGCUCAUUGUCAGUAUUCCAGUACAGGAUAAUGACAGUUUGAGCUCUUGUCAGAUGUUUGCAGAGCCUCAAUAUCAUCUGUUGCUGAACUUCUCUGACACCAAUGCGCUGCCUACAGAGUUAUGUCAGAACGGGUGGGUGUACGAUACCUCCACCAUGAGGUCUACUCUGGCCACAGAGUGGGAUUUGGUUUGUGAGAGAAAGAGACUGAACAAAACCAUAGCCACUAUCUUCUUCUUGGGCGUCAUGUUUGGUGCAGCAGUGCUGGGCACUCUCAGUGACAGAUUUGGCAGAAAAACCAUGCUCUUGGUGUCCUAUCUGAUCACCGCAAUCUUUGGAUUCGGUAGUGCUCUGUCAACUAAUUUUGCCAUGUUUGCAGUCAUGAGGUUCUUCACCGGCUUUGGAAGUUCUGGAAUCAGUAUAAUCACCGUUGUUCUAUGCAUAGAAUGGGCGGAUAUCAAGCGUCGGUCUUCUGUGUGCAUUUUAAUGAGUAUGGACUGGAGUGUGGGCAGUUCGCUGCUUGGUGCUCUGGCCUACUUGGUGAAUGACUGGCGCUAUCUGAUUGCCGUGUCAACAAGCCCUCUCUUGCCGGCGACAAUUUGUUGGUGGUGGCUUCCAGAGUCUGCCAGAUGGCUGAUAAGCCAUGGGAAGGUUAACCCCGCUUAUUUUUACUUAAGGAAGUGUGCAAAAGCAAACCGCAGAGAACGAUUCAUGCAUGACCUAAAACCUGAGGAUUUGUUAAAAAUAACUGUGGUAGAAAAUGAAAAAAGAAAAUAUUCCUUACUGGAUCUGGUGCGGACUCCAAUGAUGAGAAGACUGACUCUAAUUGCUGGCUCUGUGUGGUUUGGAAUAGCUUGCAGUUAUUACGGAAUCAGCUUGAAUGUCUCUGGAUACGGUGUCAACAUUUUUGUCACACAGUUGAUCUACGGCGUCAGCGAAAUACCAGCCAAGCUUUUCUGCCUCUUUACUUUGAGAAAAAUUGGGCGAAAAGUGAAUCAGACUGGUGGACUUCUUCUGACUGCACUGUGUUUGUUUUGUAACGUACUAAUACCAUCUAAUAUGGCUGCAUGUCGGACAGCAGUGGCUGCAGUGGGCAAGAUGUUUUCUGAAGCAGCCUUUACAGUUUUGUAUUUGUACACAUCAGAACUCUAUCCAACUGUAUUAAGGCAAAAUGGUUUUGGCUGUUGUUCCUUCCUUGCCCGUCUCGGUGUGGCAGUAUCCCCUCUGGUGGCUCUUCUUGACGAGGUGUGGGCUGGUCUACCAAAACUCAUGUUUUCCAUGAUGGCUUUAGUUGCCGGCUUGUUGACCAUGCUUCUUCCUGAGACAAAUAACGCUCGCCUACCAGAGACGAUAGAAGAUGUGGAAGGGCUAGCAGUUGAAAGAAAUGGAAUGAAGCCUGUGAAUUGGGGGCAAACCAGUCCAAAACUUUAG